This is a messenger RNA of Scylla paramamosain (green mud crab), 10953 nucleotides long. RefSeq names its product pikachurin-like. Gene Ontology annotation, molecular function: calcium ion binding. The record is from RefSeq and is a predicted model, not a curated record. The transcript has 16 exons. NCBI's taxonomy places the organism in Eukaryota, Metazoa, Arthropoda, Malacostraca, Decapoda, Portunidae. Bases 957 to 3812 code for a protein of 951 amino acids.
GUGUACAGUUUCUUCAGUCCCGGUCCUCAUUUCUCCACCCUGGACAUGGAUUCUCGCCGUCCUGGGUGUUUAGUGAAGACAUCAAGACAUCACCACCACCAACACCACCGCAACACCAUAACACCACGACGCGUCAUCCGUAACUAUUACAAACGAGUUAGGCAAAUCUAGUCACACACAAGGAAACUAUAUAUCAAAAUAAUAGCAAAAGUUUUGGAUGCGGUACGACGCUUUGGGCGGGCGGGGCGGCAGCAGCUGAUUCGAUAUUGUUGUAAGCGGCAAAGGUAGUGACGAGCGAGCCGCACGGGAGGGUGGUACUGCGCCUCGACCGCUCCCCUCGGAUAAAGUGACAGGUUUUUGGGCUGAGAAUUAAUGAGAAGUGGCGGCAAUAGACGGGCGCAAACGUGUGUGUGUCCGCCGAAGGUUGAGGCAGCGUGCGAGCCCGGCGGGGAGAGGCUGGGAAAGGCGGAAGAGUGAGAGGGAGAGGGCGUGUCAUAGCUAGCUGGCCAUUUCGAAGCUCCGAGUGACGGGCCGAAGCACACCUUACGCCCACGCCCGUGAAGCGAAGCCGCCUCAAAUACCUGGCAAAAAAAGAAAGGAGGAGGAGGAGAAAAGAAAAAGUAAUUGAAAGUCUAAAUAAAAAAAACGCAAUUAUAAAAAAAGGGGAGACUAGUGGAAUUACUGAUAAAAAAAGGAAUAUAAGAAAAUAACGAAAAGUGUAAAGAAAACGUGAAUUGUGAGAGAAAAACGAAAAACGUGUGGUGACCAGAGAGAGAGAGAGAGAGAGAGAGAGAGAGAGAGAGAGAGAGAGAGAGAGAGAGACCCAAUUACCCUUACUUUCCCUAUCCCUACCCUUCCCCUCCCUGUUACCGCCCCGUAAGCCGUUGACCCCAACCCCCUCCCUCUCCCCCGGCCUGAGGUGACCUAGGAGGUGGGGUCAUGCACUAAGCGAGGUCAUGACGGCUAAGGUGGCGGGCGUGGUGGUGGUGGUGGCGGUGGUGGUGGUGUGUUGGGGCACAGGGCAGGCAGCGUCCGCCCCCUCCGCCCCACCACCCAUUCUCUCCCUUCCCUAUUCCCCCUCCUCCUCCUCCUCCUCUUCUUCCUCCUCCUCUUCGGUGUCUGUGGGCAAGAACGGUCUUCGCAAUGCCAACAGUCUCAGCAGCGUAGGCAGUGGUGUGAAUAAAGACAAGUUACCUUUUGAAGCUGUUUUUCAAGGGCUGUGUGAAAACAUCAAGCUUUGUGAUCAGCUCUGUUACAACCUCCACGAUGGGACCUUUGAGUGUACCUGCCAUCAGGGAUAUACUCUGGAUGCUGACGGAUACAGCUGCACCCGCAUGAACUACAGCAAGCUUGAGUCCUCGAUCCUGUACGAGAAAGAGGCGUCGUUUGUAGCAGUGCUGGAGGAUGACGAGGCGGCGGAGGACGACGACAAAGACGCCAGCCUCCUCCAAGGGCGCCACGACUCCUCUUCCUCCUCCUCCUCUUCCUCCUUGGAUGACCAGGACGUGGAUAACCAGCUGAUUGAUCGCGCGGAUAUUCUCAACUAUGACAGGUAUAAGAUGCUUCGGGACGGGCAGCAGCAGGAGGACGUGGACCCUGCCGUGCUGCAGGAGUUGGAGGGGCGCUAUCUAACCUCGCCGGGGCCCAACCUAGAACAGAAGGUGCCCUCAGCCCUGCCUAACCUCAGGGCCACGCAGAGCCUCACAUCCAUGUGCCAGCUGGAGUGUGGCCUGGGGCGGUGCCAACUGGACGCGGCCGCCGGGGUGCCACGCUGCCUCUGUCCCCUGGGGCGCGGCGGGCGAUACUGCCAUCCGGGUGUGCAUAUAGAGACAGCGCGGUUCCACGGGUCGUCGUGGGUGGGGUUCUCGCCGCUGCGGGAGGCAUACCGUGACGUGCAGCUGACCCUGGAGUUCAAGCCGGAGGGCGGCGAGGGUGUGCUGCUCGUGUCUGGUGAGAAUGACGACCUCUCCGGGGACUUCAUGGCGGCCGUGCUGGUGGGCGCCUAUGUCGAGUUCAGGUGGGACUGUGGGUCAGGGGCGGGGUCAGUGCGUUCCCCCGAGGCAGUGACCUUGGGAGAAUGGAACCGGCUAACCGUGUAUCGUCACCGCUGGGAUGUGUGGCUGCAGCUCAAUGAUGGACACCAUGUGCAAGGCCGUUCCGAGGGUCUGUUUUCUCGGAUCACAUUCCGAGAGCCGCUGUACGUGGGUGGCUCUAACAACUUGACAUCCCUGGCACCACGGCUGGGUGUGACGGACGGCCUGCGUGGGUGUGUGAGGCGCCUGCAGGUCAACGAUCAUGUUUACAGGUUCCGGCGCAGCGACCCUCUGCGGGAACCCAACCUGUCUGCUGACUAUGCUGCGCUGGACGGCUGGGGCAUCACGGAGUGUAUUGGGGAUGCCUGCAGUGAGGUGGAGUGUCAGCAUGGAGGAAAGUGUGUUGCCUCCACCCCUCCACCCCCCACUGCCCUCCACAACCAGUCCUCCCACACCACUCCCACCCCACCACCCUUCUUUGCCCCACCCACUCCCACCCCCACCUGCCUCUGUCCCCUAGGGUACUCUGGGGAAUACUGCGAGAAGCAACUGAAUUUAGAGGUUCCUUCCUUCAAUGGCUCCUCCCACCUGGUGUUCCCUGCACUGGGCGGCUCAGUGCUGUCCUGGCUGGAGGUGGAGCUGGUGUUCCGUGCAGCCUCUACUGAGGGCGUGCUGCUGUACGAGGGCCACCGGUCAGAUGGAACAGGGGACUUCAUAGCCUUGACCAUUGCACAAGCUCAUGUCCUCUUCACCAUUGACUUAGGCUCUGGCGUGCUGACCCUGAGGUCAGAGUACCCCAUCCGGCCAGGUGUGUGGCACUGGGCACGGGUGUCUCGGACGGGACGGCGGGCGUGGCUGUACGUGGAUGACCAGCCGGUGGUGAGUGGCCUGACCCCUGGCGGCUUCACCAUGCUGUCCCUCUCCCAUCCCCUGUACCUGGGCGGGGUACCACCCACCUCCGCCACACAGCCCAUCCUGCCUGCUGCCCUACCCUUCACUGGCUGUGUGCAGAAGCUGGCCCUCAAUGGCAGACCAGUGCAUCUGGUGUCAGGUGCCGUGUCAGGCAGCAAUGUGGCAUCCUGCGACCACCCAUGCUCUCAGCGGCCCUGCGACAAUGGGGGCGUGUGUGACCCUCAUGGUGCCUCCUACUCCUGCCGGUGUCCCCUCGGCUUCAAGGACGCGCACUGCCAGAGCCGCGUGGUGACCCAGGCAGCCACACCAAGCUUCAGUGGACGAUCCUUCCUCAAAUAUGACGACCCUGAGAUUCUGAAAAGAGUCUCCGGGGACAAGCUUCACCUGUGGCUGCGGUUCCGGUCAGAGGCGCCGGAUGGCCUGCUGAUGUGGGCGGGGGAGGGCCACAUCACCAGCAGCCUGGGGGGUCUGCUGGGGCCACCUCCUGGGGACUCCCUCACCCUGGGGCUGCAGGAUGGCCGUCUCUCCCUCUCCUACAACCUGGGCUCUGGAUUUGCACACCUGACCUACAACAACACAGGCAGGCUGGAUGAUGGCCAGUGGCACACUGUCAGGCUCAGCAGGUAUGAGCGAGAGGCGCGGGUGUGGGUGGACGGCGGCGAGGUGGGCGUGGUGCUUGCUCCUGGUGACCUGGUGCAGCUGAAUCUUGACUCAGCAUUGUUCAUAGGCGGCCGCGAGGUGACCCCGAGGAGCAGUGGCAGCAUGCCUGGCCUGCGUGGCUGUGUGGCAGACCUCACCCUGGCCACCGACUACCAUGUGGACCUCAUCACGCAGGCCGCUGCUGGCCAGAACAUCGACUACUGCUGACCCCCGGCUGGACCAGACUGGGGGGGUGGUGGUGGUGGUGGUGAUGGCAGCGGCGGCCUCCAGGCCGGGGGCAGGAGGGGGCUGUGAGGGGGCAGGGGGCUGCAGAAGAGUUUGUGGCUGUAGAGCAGCAGUCAGCGGGAAGGAGUAGCGCAGGAUAUCAGGUCCGCAGGGAAGAAACCGUAGCCACAGGAUUAUCAAGUCUGUUGAUGGGCAAAACAUCUCUGGAGAAAUUAUUGACAAUAAAAUAACUUUCCAAAAAGCAAGUAGUUGUGAUAAACAGCAUAAACAAAACUUUCCAGCAAGUGAACACUGAGAAAAUUGAAGUGAAGGGAGCUUAUCAUAAACUUCCACAAACCAGCACAAAAAUAUGUUGCCCUCAAAUUGAGUUGCCAAGCAAUAUAUGUUGAAAAAAUACUGCAUUUACCGAGAUCAAUUUAAAAAGAAAGUACAAGAACACUUGCAGGUGACACGUUACAACAGAAGAAGGAACGGCGGCUACAGACUCUGAACAGUAACUUGUGCCAGUCUUGGUGGGCAGAUCCAGCAGCCUGAACUCUGCCCCUGGAAGGAACCAUGCCACCACACCCCACUGCAGGAGGAGGAGAAGGGCAUAUCCCCGGCCCAGCCACAGUGCGCAGGGAGAUGCACGUAGCUGACCCAGUAACCUUAAUACAUCUCAUAGUAAUAAUAACUUAGCUGUGUAUCAUGAAGGUGAGGACUCUCUGGCCCUCGCCGCCAGAAAGGUGUGAAGAAGCUUAGAUUACUUUAGCACGGCUGCUCCCAGCAAGGCAGCGGCGGCAGCAGCAGCAGCAGAGAUGGCAGCAGCAGCAGUGUCAGGCUUCGUAUGUCCGUGUGUCUUAGCAGCACAAGGCUGAGUCUGGGAGUCUUGUGUUCCUUGAAUGUUAGGGCCAACAAUUAUUACUAUUAUCAAUAUUAUUGGUUACAUUUGUUGUACAAACUCACGUCUUUGUUUUGUCUUAUGUUGGUUUCUAGUGACAUGUAGUCCUGUCAGUACCUAGACGUGCAGGUGUGUGUGCGUGUGUCACGCCAUGCCACACCAUGCCACUAUAUAGAUGGUUAUAGCAACCUGAAGUGUACACACACCACACCACACCACACACACACACAGUUUUGUAUCCCGCAGACCUACAGAUUGCUGUGCACGUAUCUGGCGGCCGCCACACACACACGUACAGUCGCUGUGCACCUUGUGUGUACCUUGCGCGUGUGUGCGUCUGUUUGAGUGUGUGCAACUGUGUGUAUAAAUGCUUACAUGUGUGUAUAUAUGUGUAUGUAAGCUUGUGGCUCUAUUAACUCAUAAAUAAUAACAAUAAUAACAAUAUUAUUAUCACACUUAGUAGAGAAAGUCACAGUGGAAUCAGUUGACUCAUUUUUUGUUCUUUUGAUUGUCAGAGAGAAAUAUCUUUACAUAAUUUGAGAUUCAAGCAGAGAUUACUCAUGAAUGUGUGUUUGUGUGCAUGCAUGUGCGUAUUUGUUUGUGUGCGUGUAGUGAGCACCUCUGCCUCUGACACACACACACAUACACACAUGCUCUCAUAUCACAUAAAUACUAACCACCACCACCACCACUACCACUACUACUACUACUUCUACAACACUCAUCAUCUCACCACUAAUCACCUCACCAUUACUACCACCACCACCACUACUACUACUACUACUACUAUUACUACUACUACUACUACAGAGAAAGAGAAAAGAUGUGCAUCCUUGUCCAUAGUGUUAAUUGACAGUAAAAUAAUAAUAAUAAAAAAAAUCAUAAAAAAUAUAAAAAAUAAAAAGUACCACUAAGAAAUGUGUGCCCUUGUCCAUAGUGGUUGAGUUAGGACACGUUCCACUGGACAGCAGGCGACCCACACCCCCAAUCCCCCGCUGGGCACACCUGUGGGGGCCAGUGAGUGUGGGCGGAGGUGGAAUGCUGCUCCUUCAGGGUAACUCUGUACAUAAAGCCUCUAUAAGGACACACCUGCAAAAAAAAAAAAAGAAAGUAUAUAUAUAUCCUUAAUUUUAAUUGCUACAUAGAGCGUUAGUGAACAUGUGAUUAUGACUUAAAUAUAUGUCCUUUGAAGGUAAUCGUCAGUGUGUGUAAAUUUAUUCUCUUCCUCAUUCACCCCCAUACUAUCUCUCUCUCUCUCUCUCUCUCUCUCUCUCUCUCUCUCUCUCUCUCUCUCUCUCUCUCUCUCUCUCUCUCCUGCAGCAGCAGAGCAGUCUUGCCUCCGUCUCUGCUGCUGUCACUCCACCAGACUGAACACUUGGAAAACUAUACCAGGAAAAGUCAACUUGAAGUGAAGUUCCCAAAGCAAUCCCUGUCUAACAAUCAACAUAUCAUUUUGUAAUAGUAAUAAUGACACUGAUAUUACUAUGUACUACUACUAUACUACUACUACUACUACUACUACUACUACUUAGUGGUUUAAUCAAGAAAAUAGUGCCUAUAUAUUUGUUUUUAUCUUACUUAUGUAACUAGGAAGGCACGGCAAGGCCCUGCCCGGCGUUGUUCUGUCUUAGGUCUGCGUGAAGCAACAAGUAUUGUGUUGGUGAUGCAUCGGUUCUGUGUAGCGGCACACGGUACUCCACUGCCUGCCAACACACGUCCUGCAGAGCACACUCAUGCACACACUGCCUGCCAAUCACCUGUUCCCAAGCACACACCACCCUGUCUAGUCACCACUGAACCGCUGAGGGCGAGUCUGUUAUCCCCCUGGGAGCUGGCAUCCCAUGUCAUAGUGCGUGUUGUUCAGACUGACCCAGUGUGACACUCAAGGCAGCACAUGCGUCUUGCACUGUGCUGACCUGUGCUGCUGAAUCUGUCCACUCCCUCCCAGUGUACUACUAGGAAACUCAGAGGAAUACUGUCCAGUGAACUCAUUCCCCUCAAACAAGUGUGAACAUCCACAAAGCCGUUCACACUCAAGAAAGACACAGACCUUACCCAACACACUGAGAGAUGCAGCCUUCCUGCAGCCUGUGUUGUGUCCCAUGAGCUGCAGGGUGUGACCUGCACCCAGGCACUCCACCACACCCACCAAACACUGGGUGAUCCAACAUGGUGUCCUAGCACUGCUUCCCUCUCCAUGGCCACAUCAGCAUCUGUGGAACAUCACCUUUCAUCAGAUAUGAAUUGUGUGUUCCAGUAAGCCACACCCUUGUUAAUAUGAAGGAAGAACAUCAGUGGUAUCAGUGACACCAACAUGCCACUGCAGCAGUGCCAGGCAGGGUGUUACUGCACCAUCUGUCUUUACUGCUGGGGUGCUCAGUGCUGGCUGAGGCUUGCUCUCUCUCACACUGAUAAUGACACACACACACACACACACAAGAAGGUAUGAUGAAUGGUGCAGCACAACAAAUGAACAAGAAAAGAAAACAUGCUUGGAAGCUGAAUUUGUACUAUAACCUUGAUUGUGUUUAUGGUCUGAUAUUGCAACCACUUUCUCACUCUCACUCCAAGGCCAAGAUAGUAGGAGCAGCAAAAGGGAUCUGAAGGCACAGUACACAAUAUGGGGCACACUCAGCAGCCCUCAGACCUGGGAUGGUAUGAGUCUUUCCCUAACACACCUUCCAGGAAAGACUAUAUUUCCUAUCACACCCCAAGUGCUGUCACUAAAAAUGUCAAAAGGCUACAGCAAGUCAAUGGUGCUUAAAACUGCAUUUGAUACUCAUAUUCUUCCAUAUGAUACUGAAAAAGUACUCAUCUCACCACCAGUUUCAACAAGAAUGUAAUAAAAGUCUGAUGGAAUGAAUGCACAUCAAACAAAAGAUGAAUCCAAUGUGAGGAAAAGCUUAUGAAAAUCUGCAUUAUCACUUGGCACAUAAAGGCCCACUGGUUACCAUCUGGCCCUUCACUGCAUCCUCACCUGACUGCCCCGACUCCAGGCAAGGUGCAGUCACCUUGGUCCUCGCCUUUCAUCUUCAGACACACACACACACACACACUGCAGCAAUACUUAUAUCAUGCAUCACUACACCAUCCUCUGUGCUGAUAAUACUAACUGUAUACAUAUCAGAGAGCAAUAUUAUGCCAAUGAGGAAAUACCUGUGCAUGGCUGUCACCUCUAACAUAACAUUCAGCCCACCACUGCAGUGACCCACCAAGCCAAACGUCAUGUUGGUGUGGGGAAUGAUAAUGCUGCUGUUUGGGCUUUGUUGUGUUACUAUAACUGUCUAGUCCAUCAUCCCUAAUGCUCAGGACCAGAAUGUUUUGGAUUUUGGAACACACACACACACACACACGCCUCUACUUAUGAAAAGAUUAUCAGAAAACUUAUAGUGAAAAUAUAUGUAUUGUAAACUCAAAGGGAUGAUCAUGUUAUACCUUACAAUACUGAUACAAACAAGCACACACAUCUUACAAUAAAAUUUUUUUUCCAGAAAAACUAUCAUAAAUUGAAAAUAAUUGUAACUUUGAAAAUAAUCACCAAAGACUGGUACUAUUAUUAUUUUGCUGAUACCACACAGUAAUACAAUUCAUGUAACUGUGCUACUGCUUUUGUGUUGCAUUGGUGUGGAAAUUGAAAUAAAUCAGGCCACAGAAAUGCAUCACUGAGGACUAUGCAGUUGUGUCAUUCUACUGAUAUCGCACACAGUCGCACAUCACUUGCAACUACUUUUGUCACAUCAGUAUGAAAGUAAAUAAAUCAUAAGCAUUAUCAGCACUCAAAACAACUUAUUCAAGGCAUCUAUACUGUAGUGUCCCAGCUAAAGACUCCAUGAGCUGUCACUAAGAAAGGCAGCAUCAGGCAUUACAACUAUGAAAGAAAGGACCUGAGAGAGUGAGCCUGUAUACCACUCAAGACCUGUGAAUGACCGAGUGAAGACAAGAGAGAGACAAGACAGCAUUAUACUCCUUCCACCUCCACACUCGCAGAAGGAAGGCCUCCGCUGUGCCCUCACCACCUCAAUGCAGCACACACAGACGAAGCACCAAGAUUUUAAUGCAACUAUUCACAGGAAGGUUUGGGGUUGGAGUGAAGGAAGCACCCCAACCACCUGCCUACCUGCCUGUCUGUCUGUCUAUCUGUCUAGACACUGCCAUACUGUCCUGGUGACCUUCCCACUACAAGCCACCUCCACCUUGCUAGUGUGAAAUGUGUUAUCAUGAAGAAAUACUAAAAUACUAUGGACAGUUUGUUGAUAGUAGAGAACCAUUAUAAGAUACUACCUACAACUUGUUGUCAAAGAAGGGCCACUGCAUUACUAAUGCUAGCUUAUUCAGUAAUAGUAACACAACCACAUGUGCAUUGUGACUUGAAGAAUAUGUGGUUUAUAAAUUUUAGAAGUAGUGAAAAGAAAUAAUUUUGCUCUGCCCCAAUUUACAACCACAGAAUCAAUGAUAAUUUAAAACAAAGUAAUGAAAUAAUUUUGUUGUACCCUGACUUAUAAAUGCAGAAUGAACAACACAAUGGCCACUCUUUGGUCAUGCCAGGGUGGAGGUGGCAGCCACUGCAGGGACAGGAGGACCAGACUGCUGCAGCACAGUUGCUAUUCACACGUCACACACACGUCCUGAGAAUGUCGUUCUCGCGUAUGGAGACUGAAUUUUUCUAUUGGUCAUGUAAUGAGCGAAUGUAUGUAUGUACUGCACUUGAUGGCCUGUUAGAUGCACCACAGUUUAAGCAGGAUUCUUCUUAAAAAUAGAUAAAUGCACCACAGUUUAAGCAGGAUCCUUCUUAAAAAUAGAUAAAUAAAGAACCCUGUUCAUUGCCUGAUAUUCUUGACUCCACAAAAUGUAGGUGAUUUCAGUUUCAUAUGUAUUAUGACUCAAUUAUUUUCCACAAAAAUUUAAGUCUACAUCAUUUUGAAGUUCCAUUACAUUAAAUUCUAUUCAAGUAUGAAGUGCCCCUCUCAAGCCAUCAAAUACAGUACAUUACAAUUCCAUCACAUUUUGUACUCAAGGUGACGACCAUUGUAGUGUGGAGGCAGAGGGAAGUGGUCAGGGUGAAAGCGUUAAAUGCCCCACACUGGCUGCUUCCCCUGCCAACACCCUCACCUGGUUCACCUGAACAGUAAAUAGGCAAUUUCAUUAAGAUGUUUUUUACUCAAGGUGAUGACCAUUUGCUGGGUGAAGGUGGAAGACAGUGGUGGUGGUGAAAGCAUUAUCUUGCCUCACACUGGCUGCUGCUUCUGCCAACACCCAUGCCUGGAUAAUCUAUACAGAAAUUUGUACAUCUGUCUCUCUCCAAUUUCAAAACGCUCGCAAAGUUGCUGGGAAAGAUGACAUCAUAAAACCUGACAUGUAUUUUUUUUUUUCAGCCACCUAUUCCCUAAAAAGUCACCUAAAGGUUUUUAAAAUGAAUCCAAGUUUAUGAGCACAUUUCUUAUCCACCUUCUUGAAUAAAAAAAAUAUAAAUGAAAUAAAAGUCGCAUGAAAAGAAGAACAUUGUAUAAACUUUAAUACAUAAACUUUUUUUUUUCCAUCUACCCACCACACACACAAAAAAUGGUCGCUAUAAGAAAGAUUAUAUUAAUGUACCUAAAUUUUUAUAUCUCCUUACAUCCCUUAAAAAAAAACAUAUAUAAAAAGUUACCAAGUUACUCUCUGAAAGAAAGAAACAUUGACUAAGUGUAAAAUUUAGAUACAAACUUUCCCCCUCCCAUUGGCCACGAGGUGAAUGGGACAGACUCACCGUAACUCUCACCACCUGAGUAACACCUCACCGCGCCCUCUCGCCAACAGCUGCAGAGCCAAGGGGUGUCUGGGCGCCCUCCACCGCCCCUUCCCUGCAUCUGUGAGAGGGAAAAGGACCAUAUUCUUACUUCUGCGCCCUACCUCCACUACUUUCAGAAGGCUAUACAUAGUAGAAGUUACCCGGGUUAUUAUUAUUUUUUUUUUCUAUUAUUCUAGUGACAGAUUAACAAGAUUUCUACAUUAUUAACAGAAGCACUCUUGAGAACCUGGCUGAUCAUCUCUGCGGCCUCUGGAAAUAGUCGUGGUUGGGAGCAGUUUCUGAAUACGGGCCAAAGAAUCAUUAGUAUUACCAUUUUUGUCCGAAGAAUCAAAUUGUUUGUUUGCGUACGUUACACCCCCGCCUGCAGACCUGCUGCCUCCCUCCCCAAGGGCGUGGCAGCACCAGGCACUCCACACUCACUGUACAGCAACAGAAAUAAACCCUGUGCCAUUUUA